AUGUCACUAGAUAAUCUUGAUCUGCUACAACCAAGGGCCACAACCCCCGCCGACGAAUAUCACUGGUACCUUCUCUACCAGCUGAUACGAGGCCUAGAGUGGCUCAAGCUGAAAGUUCAACAAAGCGGCGACGACGACGACGACAACGACGACGAUGAGAUGCGCAUGCAGCAGCAGCAGCUGUUGACAAGCGAAGCAAGAGAAAGCCUGAAAGAACUCUUGGACAAGGAAAUCGAAGAGGUCAACACCGACAACCUCCUCUACGCAGAAAACCUGAAACACGAAGACCAGGCAAACAAGUUCCCGCAGGAGGAGGAGUCCUAUCCGCAUGAUCUCCGCUUGGGCAAGUUCCGGCAGCAGGAGGGGUAUGAGGAGCGUCUGGAGAGAUUCCGGCGUGAGUGGACGGAAGAGGCGGCGCUGGAGAGAAUCGCGGAAUUGUUUGGCGUGUGGAGCGACGUGAGGAAGAAGCUGGGGCUUACGACGGAAAAGGAUAUGAGGGCUGUCAGGGAGCAUAUGCAGAAGACGGUGGCGGAUAGAGAGGCUGUCAGGUUUAAGCCGACUUAUUCGCUCUAUCCAAAGGUUCAGGUUCUGGAGGAGAGGAAAGGGAAGUGA
Neurospora tetrasperma FGSC 2508 is the source of this 612-nucleotide messenger RNA. RefSeq lists its product as uncharacterized. The transcript has a single exon. NCBI's taxonomy places the organism in Eukaryota, Fungi, Ascomycota, Sordariomycetes, Sordariales, Sordariaceae. The record is from RefSeq and is a predicted model, not a curated record. Bases 1 to 612 code for a protein of 203 amino acids.